Lucilia cuprina (Australian sheep blowfly) is the source of this 746-nucleotide messenger RNA. RefSeq lists its product as uncharacterized. The transcript has a single exon. Lineage: Eukaryota; Metazoa; Arthropoda; Insecta; Diptera; Calliphoridae. The record is from RefSeq and is a predicted model, not a curated record. Bases 1 to 669 code for a protein of 222 amino acids.
AUGAAUACCCCCAACAAAACCUUGAUAGAUUUAAAUGACGACUGUCUCAUGGAAAUAUUACAAUAUCUAACCAUACAAGAAACAUUUCAUUUAAUGAGUUUGCAUUCGAGAUUCCAAGAUGUUACUUACGAAAGAAUUGCACAACUCAAACAUUUUGAAGUCAACUUUCGCGAACUACCUGAAUUUACAACAUGGCAGCUAGAAAUAAUUGGACAAAAUUUAAAGAGUCUCUAUAUAAGUGCCGGUUAUUCAUUACCAACCGAUUUGAUAUUACAAUAUCUAAAACCGAUAUGCUCUCAGGCUACACACUUAAAUACAUUGAAAUUACAUUAUUUUCAAUUUGAUGAAGAAUGUCAAAAAUGUCUUUUGGCAUUGGCUCCCCAAAUACAAGAUUUAAAUCUGAACUAUUGUCAACUUACCGAUGAAUUGUUGGAACCCAUUUUAAAGAAUUGCCAAAAACUACAAUUUCUUUCUCUACUAGGAAAUUAUACUCUAAAAUGUGAUUCGUUGAAAAGUUUAAAUUCCAAAUACUUGAAACAAGUUCAGGUUGAACAAAAUGCAUUUUCGCGAGAUGCCAUUCAAUCGUAUGUUGCGGAUAAUCCUCAGGUGUCCGUAAAGGUAUACUCUCAGGGACGUUUAAAUUUUAAUGUCUAUGGCCCUUCGGAAUAGAUAUUUGACAGCUGUGUAAACUUAAAAUAUUAUAGAUAAUAAAGUAAAAAUUGCAAAUAAAAUACUGUAUGUUUUCA